UAUAAGAAUGCACUAUGACCUCACUUAAUACAUGGUUUUAAAUAGCGGGGGUCAUGUUAGAUAAUCCAAGCUCGUGGUGUUUACUUUCUCGGCUAAGAUUCUCACGAAAGACGCGCUCAUCUCACGCAAUAGUGAGGGGUAAGGGAUAAGUAGGUAGGUAAGCAGACUUGAUAAGAGCCCUGCUUUUUCUCUGCGCAAACCCCAAAUGCCAAGUUACAUCACCGGAGCCGUAACCAACAGGAAGGUUAGAAAACCUGCCGAUCCCCCAUCAAGAAAUUCGCAUCUCCGCAUAACCCCAGGGUAGUUAGCUUCGCUGCGACGGCCAGCUCGGCUCUAUAAGGAGCCGGAUGUGGGCGUCGACGAUAAGGCGCGAGCUCUGCAGCUUCGGCAGCGUACAGCCAAGCUGCGGUGGGACAUGGCGGAGCUAUGCGAAGAUAAGCACAAUCCCUCCGUCCAGCGCGAUAGAAAGAUCAAUCCUUGCCGGGAGAGGGAAUACGAGUCUGCAUAAAUACGACUUGAGAAGUUAUCAUGGCCAGAUUAUUCCGAGCUGGAGGUUUACCUCCAUCCUCGACGACACGCUUUCUCGGAGUCGAAGAAGAUGGGGUUUUGGAAUUUCGCAUCUCGAAGCGCAACGCUUCUGCAUUGCGCGUGCUCGGUGUUUGCCGUGGCUGAGAAACGUAGUGCCUGGAAACACCUGCAGACAACGCAGCAUGGUAGCGUCGCGUUUGAGCUUGGUAACCAAACGUACCUAGCGAAUAUUAAACACCCCAAGGCGGUUCUCAGCGGCAACUACUCUGCUAUAGCAACCCGACAAGAUUCCCCGGUGCCAUUAACCGUCAUAUUCGCGGAGGGCGAUGUCGUGACGGGCGAUUACCUGCAGGGUGUGAUUACAAGCUACUUAGAAGGCGACGAUGUAUUUUCAGAGGACUUCUUGGAGGCAUUGUACAUCGCCAGCAACAGUACGGGCGGCAAUCCGAUACUCGAUACUAGUGCUCUGACAUACCUAAGCGGACUCGCGCCUAAGCACAUAUUCUUAGAUAGCAGCUUUGGAGGAAGACGCCUCUCUUCAAAUGUCCCUGUCAUAUAUAUCGCAGCUCCGAGCAACCUUACCGCCGGACCAUACGCCGCCUCGAUCUCGGAGACUUCGAUAGCAUUCAGCACGGUGUACCGCCUGUACCGAGACUCAUACCGAGAUUUCCUCUAUGGGACAUACGACUCCAACGACGGCACCGGCUCCUUCCGCCCCGUCUCCAUCCACCAAUCUCGAUUCUGGGACCCGAUGAUACCAGUCCCCUCGCGGAUCUACAGCUGGGGCGACCCGCGGCCGCUCGCAGGAUCGCGGGUCGCCAUCAAAGACCUGUACGACAUGAGAGGCCUCGUAACAUCCGGCGGCAGCCAAGCGUGGGCGUCCAUAACCGGCCCCGCGAACGCGACGGCGCCGUCCGUGCAGCGCAUCGUGGACCUAGGCGGCGUGCCGGUGGGCAAGUACAAGCUGGCGCAGUUCGCGUCCGGCGCGGACCCGUGGGAGUGGCAGGACGAGCACUACCCGUUUAAUCCGCGCGGCGACGGCUGGCUGACGUGCUCCGCGAGCUCGUCGGGGGGCGGGUGCAGCGUGGCUGCGUACAGCUGGCUCGACUUCGCGAUCGGGUCGGACACGGGGUCGUCGAUGAGGCGGCCGGCCGCGGUCUCGGGUACGUACGGGAAUAGGCCGAGUCAGGGGAUGAUGACGCUGGAGGGGGUUAUGCCGCUUGGCGCGGCGACCGACACGGCGGGGGUGUUCUCGCGGAACGUAAAGGAUUGGGUGCGCUUCGCGAAGAAUUGGUAUAUCCCUGAGCUAUGCCAGGACUCCUCGAUUACGGGCUUGAGUCCCCUUGUCGUGCCUAAUUCGUAUAGUUUCCCUAAACGGAUCCUAUAUCUAACAGAUUAUUUACCGCUGAAGAAUCCUGCCGCGGAGGAGAUAUUGCAGGAGUUCAUCCGCAACAUGACGGCAGUCUUCGGAAUGACGGUCGAGGACUUCAAUUUGACGGCGGUAGUCGGGAACACGACGGACGAGGUCCCCAAGUACGACGCCCUCAACAACGCAACGCAGAUUAUCGACACCAUAACGCAGUACCAAGAAGUCGGCAAGCCGCUCCUCGCAACGUGGAGCUCCCUCUACGACGGGCGCUUCCCGCCCAUCGACCCGGCGCGGCGGCCUUACUGGAAAUCGUACGACGAAUCUGUCUACAACGAUACUCUGUACAAUCAAUCCCUGGCGACCAAGCGCGCGGCCGUAGACUGGUUCGAGACCAACAUCCUGUACUCGACGCCGGAAUCGUGCAGCGAAAGCAUCAUGCUCUGGGAUAUCGGGACGGGCGGGCUGCCGAGCUACCGCGAGGAAUCCCUCAACAGCAACCCGAACACGACGGCCUUCCUAGCGGUGACGCCGCCGACGGCGGGCAUCAGCGGCGCGAGCCUGUGCCCUAUCUACGGGUGCGUGGACAUGACGAUCCCGAUUGGCCAGGUGCCGUACGCGAGCAACGUGACAUUCGUCGAGGAGAUGGUGCCGGUGACCGUCAGCGUUAUCGCGAAGAGGGGCUGCGAUUUCAUGCUUUGGAACAUGUGGGAGAAGCUCGCGGACGAAGGCAUGCUGAGGACUAUCAAGACGGGGAGGACUGCGUUUUAAGCGGACGGAGGGAAGAGAUAUUAUUUUGGGGGCGCAAAAAUGGUGGUGUGGAAGGGGCCUGGUAUUGAGCUGGAGACCAGUAAGUUGGUCGCAGUUAGAUUAUGCCUUCACAAUGAUAAUUUUAGUUGCGCCGUAGAUGAGUUACAUCCGG
Messenger RNA from Annulohypoxylon truncatum, 2816 nucleotides. RefSeq names its product amidase family protein. The coding region runs from base 599 to 2665 and encodes 688 amino acids. The transcript is spliced from 2 exons. NCBI's taxonomy places the organism in Eukaryota, Fungi, Ascomycota, Sordariomycetes, Xylariales, Hypoxylaceae. The record is from RefSeq and is a predicted model, not a curated record.